AUUCUGUAAGGGGUGUUCUGGUUGAAGGCUGAAGUGAAAAUAACGAAAUUAACGGCCAAGCUUUAAACGGUGCGUAUCGAGAAUAAGGAGGAAGUAAUUCGUGGCUUCAAUACGGUGCGUAUGGCAUUAAUAAAACGGUGCGUAGUGGGAAGGCAUCAAGUCGAGGCUGAGUACACGUAAAGCGACGUCGUGUUCUUCUCUUCUGCAGUUAGUAGUUAGUUGUUAUUCUGUUAAGAAUGGAAAUGGCAGUAUAAAACACUGCUUUACUUGAGAGAAUGUUAUCGGAAUUUUUGUAGUCAAUUCUGAAGGAACUUGUGGAGCUUAGGGAUUGCUCGAAAAUCUCUACUAAGGAAAUAUGAUGAAUUCUUGAUUGUUUGAUUGUGUGUUUCUUGCACAGUGUGGUUGUAAGGUGAAUUGCAUUAAUCUGCUGUGUUUCUGUAACCUGCAACAUAGAUCUUCUUCUGGUGAUUCUGCGAACAGGAAGCACGUAACAAUUGGUAUCAGCUUAGCAGUCGAUCCUGACGAAUGGCAGAAGGGACACGAGGAGCAUUGAAAGGUCAACAGCAUGAAGUGGUGCAACAACAAUUAGAGCAUCACCAGAUUGCCAUUUCUGGCCUGGCAGAAAGGUUAGAUCAAAUGUCUGAUGUGUUGAAAACUUUGGUUGAAACUGUGAAUGUAAUUUCUCGUAGAGAAAGGGAGGGACCUCGUGAUAGAGAUCAUGACAAUAGGAUUCAUGAUGAAAGGGCUGGGGUUCAAAGGAAUGUGAGAUUAGAUUUUCCACGUUUUAGUGGAACUGAACCUGAUGGUUGGGUCUUUAAGGCCAAUCAAUACUUUGACUGUUUUAUGGUUCCAUUCCAUCAGAAGCUAAUGGUUGCUUCACACCACAUGGAGGGGGAUGCUUUGGUGUGGUACCAAAAUGGCAUAGACUCGGGCCAAUUUAAUUCUUGGGAGACCUUGGUGGUAGCUUUACAAACCAGAUUUAGGCCAUCCUCCUUUGAUGACCCUAUGGAGGCUCUCACUAGGUUAAGACAAACUUCUUCUGUGAGUUUGUACACUUCUCAAUUCGAGGCUUUGACUAAUAGGUUGAGAGGCCUAUCUGAGAGGCACAAGAUGAGCUGUUUCAUCAGUGGUUUAAAAGAUGACAUUAGAAUCCCUGUUAAAAUGUUUAAUCCAUUAAACCUGGGGGCUGCAUUUGGUUUGGCAAAAUUACAGGAAGAAUAUGUCCUAUCUUCUAGGAAAUCUUGGCGUCCUGCUAAUCAUUAUGCUGAUAAGUGGCCAAGUAAUAACACUGGUUUUACUGACUCAGUUUCUAAGGACCACAAAAGCUUGUUGCCUUUCAAGAAGGUAAAUCCGUCUCAUAUUGAUGAAAAAAGGAAAAAGGGCUUGUGUUUCCAUUGUGAGGAAAAAUGGAAUCCAAACCAUGUGUGUAAGAAGCCGAAAGUUUAUUUCAUUCAGCUUGAUUCUGAUAUGGAAAACCAACUUGAUGUUGAGGAGUCUGAGGUUAUUCCUUCUGAGGAUCCAAUUUCUGAAGAGCUUGAUACUGUAGAAAUUUCUGUUAAUGCCAUCUCGGGUUGCCUUGGUGGUAAUGCUAUGAGAUUGCAUGGAUCUAUUGGUUCUUGUGUUGUUGAAAUUCUAGUGGAUUCAGGAAGCACACACAACUUCUUGGAUCCUGUUGUGGUUAAAGCAGCUAAGCUGAAGGUUCAGCAAGAUUCCUGUUUGCAAGUUUGUGUGGCUAAUGGUGAAAAAAUCAUAACUCAAGGUAGUGGACAGGAAGUUUUUAAGAUUCAGGGUUCUAAGUUUCCUGUUCCCUUUCAUGUUCUUUCCUUAGGGGGGUGCGAUGUAGUACUUGGGGUCCAAUGGUUAAAGACUUUGGGCUCGAUUACUUGGAAUUUUUUAGAGAUGUCAAUGAGUUUCAAGUGGGAUGGUCAGGCCAUUAAACUGCAAGGUUUGAAUUCUGCUAGUGUUCAGAUGAUGGUUGGUGCCAAAGGCUUCAAGUCUGCUUUUGUUAAUAAGCAGGCUUGGUUGUUGCAAUUGAUGCUUAUUGACCACGAGCCUACUCAGCUGUGUGUUGAAGGACCAGUGUCUGCAUUGCUUGAGGAGUUUGCUGAUGUUUUUGAGGAACCUGUUGGACUGCCACCAAGAAGAGAAUUUGACCAUCCAAUUAUCUUGAAGGAAGGGGCUUCACCUGUUUCUGUUAGACCUAACAGGUAUCCUCAUUACCAGAAGUCUGAAAUAGAACAGAUAGUUCAUGAAUUGCUGCAGUCUGGUGUGGUGAGACCUAGCCAGAGUCCAUUUUCUUCUCCAGUAUUGUUGGUUAAGAAAGCUGAUGGUACUUGGCGUAUGUGUGUUGAUUAUAGAGCUCUUAAUCAGGAAACUAUCAAAGACAAGUUUCCAAUUCCUGUUAUAGAUGAAUUGUUGGAUGAAUUGUUUGGGGCACAGAUAUUUUCAAAACUGGAUUUGAGAGCUGGAUAUCAUCAGAUUCGAGUAAGGGAUGGGGAUAUUGAAAAGACAGCCUUUAGAACCCAUGAAGGCCAUUACGAAUUCCUGGUCAUGCCAUUUGGCCUUACCAAUGCACCUGCUGUAAUAGCCCGCUAG
This is a messenger RNA of Carya illinoinensis, 2595 nucleotides long. RefSeq lists its product as uncharacterized. The transcript has a single exon. NCBI's taxonomy places the organism in Eukaryota, Viridiplantae, Streptophyta, Magnoliopsida, Fagales, Juglandaceae. The record is from RefSeq and is a predicted model, not a curated record. Bases 526 to 2595 code for a protein of 689 amino acids.